This is a messenger RNA of Tigriopus californicus, 1732 nucleotides long. RefSeq lists its product as uncharacterized. The coding region runs from base 146 to 1669 and encodes 507 amino acids. Lineage: Eukaryota; Metazoa; Arthropoda; Copepoda; Harpacticoida; Harpacticidae. The record is from RefSeq and is a predicted model, not a curated record. The transcript is spliced from 3 exons.
UGGUUGGCGGGCCCACAGCCGGGCACUCAGUUCUUAAUUUCCUGGCUAACUAGCUAGUAGCUAACUGGUUGUCCCAGGCGUCGUAGUGGUCCAAGGGUCAUUUCCAGUGGUCAUUUCUGUCUCGCCCUCACACGUGCGUGCGUGCAUGCUCGCUCUUUUCCAUGGAGCCCUGGUUGAGCUGAGACAAAUCCAGCUUCUGAUUCGAGACGAGACCGAAAUGAGUUCUCUUCUGAUCCCCCCGGGACAGAAGUCAGACCUCGACCCACCAUUGGCCCCCGACACCACACGUCCGGCCAUGGAUCCGGUCACUUUGGCUGCCCUGGUUAUUAUCGUUGCCCUUGCCACUUUCAUUUGUACGGUUAUGGGGAAAGUAUGCUUCGAUCGUGUGUUGGCCGUUCGCAAUCAGAAUUUUUGUGCCAUGGCCUCCAGUGGCCACGUGCCUUCUUGUCGAAAUUGUCACACGCCCGUGUACCUGAAUCCGCCCUCCUCGGCCUCUCACCCUCGCUCGCGAUCGAUUCACCGCAUUGAACAUGAGGAGGAUACGCCUUCAAUGCACGGUCCCAGUCUACCCGCAUUGCUGCUGCCUAAAAUGCUGUCAAAUGCUACGGCUGAUUCGACCACGUUCCAACGAUUGGGAAUAGCAUCGGGCGAUGGCAAGGGCACCGUUCUGGGGUUACCCGACUUUGCCGAGAGACUGGAGAAUCAACACUUGAGUCCCAUGCCCAACACGCCUCCGGUUUUCCGUCAUAACUCGGAUGAAAAAGGCCACACCAAUAGUGACUCGUUCAUUCACCCGGUUUGGUCUCCCUCGGGUGGACCGCGUUUUUCUGAGGCCACUCAUGGGCCAGAUUCGGAGAGUACUUCUGUGUCAGCAUCGCAACUCAAGCCACCCAUGGGCUUAAGCGAUUCUAAUGCUAGCCAACAACGGGUCAAAUACAUCUCUCCCAAUGACGAACGUAUGCUGAUCACACCCCAAAACGCACGGGAGAGUCGGCAGGAAACUACUUGUCGAAUGGUCGAUUCUCGUUCUCUAGACGAGUCUUUCAUACUGCGCAUCCCCGGCAAGAGCCUGGCUCAACAGGUGCCAUCGGGCGUGAAAUAUCUGGCCCAAUUUAAGGCUCCUCGAGGGUCGCCCGGCAACACGGGCCCCGUACCUCCCCGCUCGGUGGUUAAGGGCUCCCAUGGCCAACCACAAGCCCUAACCCCGACCACUCUGGACUCAGAUCAUCACUACGAAAUCCCCUCUUCUUUGAUAGAUCCACCCACGACGUCCCAAAAUUCGCCCCCAACCGAAACGAUCACGGAAAUGAUGCAUUGCCAGUUUUGUGGCUGGACGCGGCCAUUCUCUGUCCCAGGGAGAUCACGCUCACUGUCCGACUUGCCGGACGAAAAUGCCGUAAUCGAGGUGCCCGUGUUGCUCGAUGGUACGAAAAAUGGUCUCAAAGUUCGUCCGGAUACCAUGAAUGGCUCGGAGACGUCAGAAGUCUUAGACAAAAUGUUUGCCACGCCUUGGUUCAAACCCCGACGCGUGAUCAAAACACGAUAUACCCACUUGUAUGACGGGCAAGCCCGAGUGGCUAGCCCUAAAGAAAUGACACCCCAGUUCAGCACUAACCAGGACAAGGAACUUCCGGACGAAGUAUUUUCAAAACCACCUAAGCCUUUGUGACUUAGUACUCUCUCUCUCUUAUAUGUCGGUAUUUUUCCAAUAAAACUCUGUAGUCCGCCCCUC